Amyelois transitella is the source of this 4759-nucleotide messenger RNA. Its product is annotated as WD repeat-containing protein 48 homolog. The record is from RefSeq and is a predicted model, not a curated record. Gene Ontology annotation, molecular function: ubiquitin binding. Bases 117 to 2075 code for a protein of 652 amino acids. Lineage: Eukaryota; Metazoa; Arthropoda; Insecta; Lepidoptera; Pyralidae. The transcript has 4 exons. Gene Ontology annotation, biological process: double-strand break repair via homologous recombination; protein deubiquitination.
UGUCAAAGUCAAAUAAACCUGAUUUUGACUGCGAGCAAUUGUGAUUGUGAGUGGAUUCGUGUAAAUUUGACUUUUAUCAUUAAUAUUCUUCAUAUAAUAAUUUAAAAUGUCGGAAAAUGGGCACGACGAUGCGUAAGAAAACUCAAGUAUCGUUCGUCAUCCGCGACGAAGAGGAACGGCGCCAUAAAAAUGGCGUUAGUUCAUUACAGCUGGAUCCUUCUCAAGGGAGGCUCUAUUCCGCCGGUCGAGACGGCAUUAUACGAGUAUGGAAUACAGGGAAUAAUGUGCAGGAUAGAUACAUCCAAAGUAUGGAGCACCACACAGAUUGGGUGAAUGAUAUCGUCUUAUGUUGUGGUGGAAAAAAUUUGAUAAGUGCUUCAUCUGACACGACUGUGAAAGUAUGGAACGCCCCAAAAGGCUUUUGUAUGUCGACUUUACGGACACACAAAGACUAUGUAAGGACACUAGCGUAUGCUAAAGAUAAAGAACAAGUGGCUAGUGCUGGUCUGGACCGUGCUAUCUUUUUGUGGGAUGUCAAUACUUUGACUGCUUUGACAGCAAGCAACAACACAGUAACAACUUCUAGUCUUGUUGGGAAUAAAGAGUCCAUUUAUAGCCUUGCAAUGAACCCAGCUGGGACUAUUUUAGUCAGCGGGUCCACAGAAAAAGUAUUAAGAGUUUGGGACCCUAGAAAUUGCUCUAGAUUGAUGAAGCUAAAAGGACAUGCUGAUAAUGUUAAAGCUUUAGUCGUAAGCCGAGAUGGAUCACAAUGUGUGUCUGGUAGCUCUGAUGGUACAAUAAAAUUAUGGUCAUUAUCACAGCAGAGGUGCGUUUCAACAAUUAGAGUACAUUCAGAAGCUGUUUGGGCUUUGUUGGCGACUGAAAACUUCACCCACAUCAUAUCAGGUGGCAGAGAUAGACUAGUCAUUAUUACAGAAUUACGUAACCCAGAUAACUUUGUCAUAGUUUGUGAGGAAACAGCUCCUAUUUUGAAAUUAUGCUUCACAGCUGAUCAACAAGGUGUUUGGGUGUCUACAUCGGAAUCAGACAUUCGUUGCUGGAAACUGCCACCACGGAAUUCCUUAAGCUCAGAUAUGUACAAUAAUCAAAAUAGUUACAACACUAACAAUGUGUAUCAGACACAGCCAAUUCAUAACAUUCCUGGGGGGCCAGCGAUAAAACACUAUACAGUAUUAAAUGACAAAAGGCACAUAUUGACGAAAGAUACAGCAAACAACGUAGCUUUGUAUGACGUAUUAAAAGCAUGUAAAGUUGAAGAUUUAGGCGAAGUGGACUAUGAGGAAGAGGUUAAGAAGCGUUUCAAAAUGGUUUAUGUACCAAAUUGGUUUAACGUGGAUUUGAAAACUGGAAUGCUGACGAUUCAUCUGGGGCAAGAUGAGACUGAUUGUUUGAGUGCUUGGGUGAGUGCGAAAGAGGCUGGUUUGACAACGGAAAAUGAUCAGAAGGUGAAUUUUGGAGCGCUUUUGUUGCAAGCAUUAUUGGAGCAUUGGAAUCACCCAAGCAGAGUGAAUGAAUCUGGUCAGAAGGUCAUUGGUAAUACCUUCUUUAGUGUGCCAAUACACACUCCCCUGAUAUUUAGUGAAGUUGGAGGAAGGACGUUGUAUAGAUUACAGGUUGGAGAUGCAAGCGGCGAGACUGAAGGGAACUUACUGAACGAGACUGUGCCUUUGUGGGUGGUGGACGUGGCUGUUGAGAUGGCCGCUCCUAAACUCAACAAGCUGCCUUUCUAUCUUCUGUCUCACUCUAGCUGUCAGAGUAAGCAGGAUAGACAGAAAAAGGACCGCCUAGUGGCAAAUGACUUCAUCCAAUGCCGUAAAGUGGCUGAACACGUUAUAGAGAAGAUAGUCGGUUCUGGAGACGUGAACGGAGCCAGCGCUGGCAGUGGCAAGGGUAGCGCUAAUGAGGACAGCGUCAACGAUGGGACCGAUGAGAGAGUGGAACUGCUGUGUGCAGAUCAGGUGCUAGACCCCAAUAUGGACUUGAGAACGGUGCGCCAUUUUAUCUGGAAGUCCAAUGUGGAAUUCACCCUACACUACAGGGUGUUGAAACAAUGAAACGCAAUCACCCUGUGCAAGACACAAAUGAAAAAGUACUGUUCCUUCGCUUGUAUGCUCGAGUGAAUACAUAAUAUUACGCCUCUGCCCCGGAGUGGUAGGCAGAGACUGCAUCUUUCAACUUGCCACCAUAUUUCGACUGUAAGGAUAAAAAUACAGGGUGACAGUGAAAAUAUUGUGUGAACAUAAGUGUUGUGUUUGUGGGUUUUUAAAUGGUGUCCAAGUUUCUGAUGAAAUAUUUCAGGGCCAAAUUAUGCAGAUUUACCUUUAAAGAAUAAUACGAAUGUCAUAUUGUAUUUGAAAAUACUGAUACACAGUCCAAGUUCCAUGGUCAAGGGCCUACCCUGGACUUGUCUCCAAAGUGGUGAGGAUGCAACAUAUAUACAUACAUAUAGUCAAGUCUAUAUCCCUUGUGAGGAAUACAGAGCCAACAGUCUUGAAAAAACUGAUCGGCCAUGUUCAGCUAUUUGGCUUAAUGAUAGAAUUGAGAUUUAAAUAGUGACAGGUUGCUGACCCAACGCCUAAAAAAGAAUCCCAAGUUUGUAAGCCUAUUACGACAGUAGUAGUCGCCUUUUACGACAUCCAUGGGAAAGAGAUGGAGUGGUCUGUGAUUCUUUUUUGUAUUGGUGCCGGGAACCACACGGCACUGAGGUGAGGAUGCAACCGGGACUAUAGCUAGUAGAAAUCAGAUUGUAUUUGAAAAUAUAGGAUUGAUGUGUUUCAUACCUCACACUUUUAUGCGUUGUUUUUAAGCUGUCAUAUACUUCUUCGAAAAUUAGAUGCAAUAUAAUAAUACUACCAUCAAUUGUGACGUCACAUUCAGCAGUAAUUACUACUUCUGUAGUCUUAUAUGUAUUAUUACGUAUUCUUUGUAAAUUGAGCUAUACAAAAUAUGUUCUAAUCUUGUAGUGUAAAAGAUAAAUUUUGAUAAGUCACAGGUCAUUCUGAUGAUUUUUUAGUCUGGUCCUACCCGGGGAUCGAACUUGAGACCUCUGAAUAACUUGGCGUGUUAAUAAAUAUGAUGUUAUUUCAUCUAUUACCUAAAAAAUAUUAAUUAUCAGUCUAUCCAAAGAAAUCUGAAGCGAAAAGCGACAUUGUUUUGCCGAGUUUUCAUUCACUUAGUCCCCUUUUCCGACAUUCACUGAAAAUUUAGAUUGUUUUAAAAAAAAAUGUGUUAUCCUGUGUUAGGUCCAGUGCAGAUAAAAUUUUGAUAGUGGUAUAAAAUACCGUGUGGUUCCCGGCACCAAUAAAAAAAGUAUAACGACUACUUACUAUAUAGGCGACUAAGGGGUGAACUUUAAAUUUGAGAUUCUUUAAGGCGAUGGGCUAGCAACCUGUCACUAUUUGAAUCUCAAUUCUAUUAUUAAGCCAAACAGCUAAGUGUGGCCUAUUUUCAGUAUUUUCAAGACUAUUUGCUCUGUUUACUCCGCACGCAAGAGAUAUAGACGUGAUUAUAUGAACGUAUAAAAUUGUAUUAAUUACAUAGGUUUAAACAAUAGAAAAUGACACACUUAAAAAGUAUGUUUUUUUAUUGCUUCAUUGUUCUUCAGUUUCUCAUCAUAAGUCUUAUUCUUAGCCAAAUAAAAUUCACAAAUGAAAUGUAUUAGUAAUGUCUUGCCUAAAUGAUUAUGUUCGUUAAUUAAUAUUUUUUUGAAGAUCGGAGUGCUUUUUAUAUUAUACUUAUUUCGAAUUUUAGUCAUUCGUGCUUUGUUUACAUGAACUUAGUAACUAAAUAUUGUAAUCUACAGAUAGUCGCGUAGAUUUCUCACUUAAUAUAUAGGAGACAAAUUACACAGAUUGAGUUAGUCUCGUAGUAAGUUCGAAACUUGUAUUACGAGAUACUAACUCAACGUGCUGCCCUCAUUUGAAAUAAAUCAUUUUAUCUAAAACAAAGACGAAAAUUAUAAAGCUCUACUUUAAAUUACUUAAUAAUAUUACAAGCUAUUGUAAUGGGCUAGUACGUCUGGGUGUAUUAUGUAGUUUUCUUACUUAAUAAAGAUAACAUCUGAUUUAUUUAACCUAGCCCAAUAAAGCGCUUGUAAUAUUAUCUGGUAAUUUAAUGUAGAACAUUUAAUAUUUUCGUCUUGCUUUAGCUAAAAUGAUUUAAAUGAGGGAACUGCGCCGUUGAAAAAUGUGACUAUGGAUGGGUAGGCAGAGGACUACAUCUUUCUACUUGCUACCAUUUACGCAUCUUUUUCUUCAUGUACAUGCAAUCUAGUCAGUUUAGAGUACUCUUAACCUGACAUUUCGCCAGGAUAUCUCCAAUUUAAUCAAAGUAUGUUCGUAGGCCUUCCUGUCACCAUCUAAGCAUUGUUUUUUCUGUUGUUGUCAUUAUAUCUUCUCCCACAUAAUAAGUGGCUUUAUUGAAGCAUAUCCCUUAUCUGAACUCUUUCUAAAAUUUCCGUUAAUGUCCGUUCUCGUGGGAGAUUCGGAAAACCCUUUAUUAUUGGAUCACUGAAAGAGCCUGCAUUGCAUUGCAUGUAUUUUUUAUAUAAAUAGAUUUGAUUAAGUCAGGUAAUAUUAUUUAACCAAUGGAUAUAUUUUAACUGCAUCUUUAACUAAAUACUAAGCUCAUGUGAACGAAGCAUCUUCAAUAUCUACAUAUAAUUUAAAUUUUGACUGUAAUAUUGUCACAUAGUGUAAAUCUAUUUAAGUAUAGAUAAAUAAAUAAGCUAUAAAAUUCA